Fusarium redolens is the source of this 1800-nucleotide messenger RNA. RefSeq lists its product as uncharacterized. The coding region runs from base 1 to 1800 and encodes 599 amino acids. The record is from RefSeq and is a predicted model, not a curated record. Lineage: Eukaryota; Fungi; Ascomycota; Sordariomycetes; Hypocreales; Nectriaceae. The transcript has 2 exons.
AUGAUGACUUCAACGACUGAGCGGUACCGAUCUGCUCGCAAAGUUGGCAUCUACGGUUCACCCUCUCCCUCUCAGACAUCUCUAAGCAGUCUAUCUGGUGACAGACUUACCAGCAAGAUCCCGGACUCUGAGAAACCUCCCCAAUACACAAAAAAGCUAUCACUAUGGACAAGAUUCUGGCGCUCACUGAGUAACCAGUUCUCACCCAAGGCCUUCUGGGAACUCAUCCACCCCAAAGAGUACAUAUACCCGAUGACGCUUAAAAAGGGCGCUGCGCUUGCAUUCGUCAUGUCUUGCGUUGCUGCACUUGUCAUUUCGAACUGGUUUACUGGUUGGAUGAGAAAAGCCAUUGCUCAAACUCGAAGUUACAUGCUACCUGUUCUUGUCAUUGUUCUUACUCUUGAGCCUCUCAUGUUUCUCAUAAUCUUGUCUAUUGCGAGAGUUCCGCCAUAUAACCCGCCCAAGGCACAUCCCUCGCAAGUUGUGCAGGGGAUUGUGAAUGAAAAAUGUCCUGGUGGUCUGGAGCGUGGUGUGGCGGUGACCACUACAGGGGCUUGGGAAACUGCCUUUGUCAUUCCCUGCCAUAACUCGGAUCGCGAUGCCUUGAGAAAGGUGAUCGAGUCUGCAUAUCCCCAUUUCAGACCCCAAGACAUCUUCAUCAUCGAUAAUGGUAGAUCUAGAUACCCACAAGAUCUCUCCUUCCGACACUGGCUCAAAAAUCUCCAUCCCGAUCUCGUCUACAUCUGGUCCCCCAUCGGUUCAAAGAACGCUGCUCAACUCGUCGGUUCUCUAGCAGCCAAGAACUACAAGUACAUCUUGACAACAGACGAUGAUGUCUCUCUCCCCGAAAACUACCGUCAUCCUAUUCAUCUUAUGAACGACCACUUACGAGCCGUUGCUUUUCCUUUGGCAGGUACCGAUGCAGAUGGGAACACUCCCCUUGGUAUGGUCUCCUGGCAGGACUGUGAGUACCGUAUGGCUGGUCUGGUCAAACUCGCUGAGAAUCGUACAUGCGGCGUUAACUUUCCCCACGGCGCUGGUUGGUUUGUUGACCGCGAUGUAUUCGUUGAGCUUCUUUCGAAAUAUCAUCCUAUGGACUUUAUUGCUGAAGAUGCGAAUGCUGGGUUUUCUAUCAUGCGUCUUGGGAAGGGCAUUGCUUUUGAUGCUCAGGUCACGCUUGCAACAGAAGUUCCAGCAACUGUGCUUGGUCCUGGGCUGAACUGGUGCAAGCAGAGAAUCAAGUCAUGGGAAAUGGGAAGACAUAGCCUUAUCUGGAAGAUAACGCGUCACCUAUUUCGGAUGAAUGGCCAACGAACUAUCCAAGGAAUUCUUAUGCAAAAGGGUCUCUUCCUUUACAUACUGGCCUGUCUGGUCAUCGACUGGGUUCGUAUUCCCGUCCUGGUAGCUCUCGGCGCGCAUAAGGAAUACUGGAUCUUCUUCUUCGGUCUCGCCUUUGUCGCUUGUCUUCCUCCACUUCUCUACAACUAUCUCAGCUGCUGGCACCGUCCUGAUAUGCGCAUUGGACUUGUCACUAUCGCUACAUAUCCUAUUUACAAGCAGCUGUAUAGUUUCGUCUCUGUCUUUGGUGCUGUUCGCUGGGCUCUCUUUUAUAUCGGGGGACAUGUUAGAGCGAAACCUAUUCGGAAGAUGCUCAAAGAUGGAGACGAGGCUUGUUUUUGGCUUGAUCCUAGAUUUGAGGCGAAUCCUGCUUGGUUGGCGGAUGAGAGGGAAAAGAUGCUAGCUGAUGAAUUGGCAACAACAACUGUCGUCGGAUCAACCGCGCCCUCUUUACUGACAUAA